Molecule: messenger RNA, 3984 nt
Organism: Acipenser ruthenus (sterlet)
Lineage: Eukaryota; Metazoa; Chordata; Actinopteri; Acipenseriformes; Acipenseridae
Product: extended synaptotagmin-1-like
Exons: 30
Coding region: 339-3707 (1122 amino acids)
Biological process (GO): lipid transport
Molecular function (GO): lipid binding
Source: RefSeq, a predicted model, not a curated record
ACAGACCCGACCUUCUUUCGAUCGCUUUCAAACUCAGCUAACGGGACAGGUCAGCUCUGCACAGGGGAAGCGGCGUCUCCUCGGAUCUGAUGAGCAGCGGGACUGAGCUGAAGCAGCCUCAGUGACCACACCCACUCUCCGCAGUUUUCGGGCGUGUUGCUGUGUUAAGUUUUCAGGCUUCAGAAACAAACAGCGGGCUGGUUGCGGUUUUGUUUUGAAACGAAAUGACAGUUUGCAGUAUGCAAACGCAUUAACAAGUGUUGUCUUAACUGUGUAUUUCAAUUUAUUGAAUGCAAAACAUUUCCUUAGGUGUAAAUAAAUAAAUAACGACCGGAAAGAUGAACCGAGGAGCAGGGGUAGAUGCUGCGGGUGAGUCGAAAGAGACCGGAGGUACCGAUGCCAACCCAGGCGGCGGAACAGAAGCAGGUACCGGGGAGCCGGAUUCAGUUCCCCCCGGUACCGACGCUUCAGGACUAGAUGUCGUGUCCAUGCUUUGGACUUUUGGGAAGUGUUUGGGGUCGCUUUUGCCCGUGUAUCUGGCUGGGUAUUUGGGGCUUGGCAUCGGCGUCGUGGUUUUCGGGCUAAUGCUGUACAUGGGAUGGAAGUUUGUUCGGGAAGGCAAAGAGAACCGGCUGCGGUCCGCCAUGUACUUUCUGGAGAAUGAAGAAGACGUCACUACCGGCAGGAUUUUCAGGAGCAAACGGGACCUACCCGCCUGGGUAAACUUCCCUGAUGUGGAGAGAGUGGAAUGGCUGAACAAGAUUCUGCAGCAGGCCUGGCCCUUCGUAGGGCAGUAUCUGGAGAAGCUGCUGGUGGAGUCGAUCGCUCCCACUAUCCGGGACUCCAACCCACACCUGCAGACCUUCACAUUCACCAAGGUCAACCUAGGAGACAAGGCUCUCAGAGUGAUUGGGAUGAAGGCUCACACUGAAAUGGACAAAAGGCAGGUUCUGCUGGACUUGUAUGUCAGCUAUGUCGGGGAUGUUGAAAUCAACGUGGAGAUAAAGAAGUAUUUCUGCAAAGCCGGAGUGAAGGGUAUCCAGCUGCACGGAAUGCUGCGUGUCAUUCUGGAGCCCCUGAUUGGGGACGUACCACUAGUGGGCGCCAUCACGAUGUUCUUCAUUCAACGACCUAGGCUGGAUAUCAACUGGACCGGCAUCACAAACCUGCUGGACAUCCCCGGGCUCAACGCCUUCUCCGACACGAUGAUCAUGGAUACCAUCUCUUCUUUCCUGGUGCUGCCCAACCGGCUCACAGUGCCCCUGGUGGCGGACCUCCACGUUGCACAGCUCCGCUCUCCACUGCCCCGGGGUGUCGUCCGGAUCCACCUGAAGGAAGCUCAGAACCUCCUCUCCACGGACACCUUGCUGGGGGGGGCGAUCAAGGGCAAGUCCGACCCAUACGUGAUCCUGAGGGUGGGCACCCAAACCUUCACCAGCAAGACUGUGGACGACAACCUGAACCCCAAGUGGAACGAGAUGUACGAGGUCAUUGUCCAUGAGGUCCCGGGGCAGGAGCUGGAGUUGGAGGUGUUUGAUAAAGACCCCGACCAGGAUGAUUUCCUGGGCAGACUGAAGAUGGACCUGGGGUGUGUCAAAAAGGCACGAGUCCUUGAUCAGUGGAUGCCGCUCAAGGACGUGGAGAAGGGGAGAGUUCACCUGCGCCUAGAGUGGCUUUCUCUGCUCUCUACCACCUCCAACCUGGAGCAGGUGCUUCAGCAGAACAGUAUCCUCAGCACCAAGAUCAGCGAGCCGCCCUCGGCAGCCAUCCUGGCUGUGUACCUGGACCGAGCACAGGAGCUUCCUAUGAAGAAGGGGAACAAGGACCCCAGCCCCGUGGUGCUGCUGUCAGUGCAGGACACGACCAGGGAGAGCCGGACCUGCUAUGGCACCAAUAACCCCGUGUGGGAGGAUGCCUUCCACUUCUUCAUCCAGAACCCCCAUACCCAGGACCUGGACAUCCAGGUGAAGGACGACUCCCGGCAGCUCUCCCUGGGCUCGCUGUCCCUGCCCCUGGGCCGCCUGCUCAACAGCCAGGACCUCACACUGGACCAGUGGUUCCAGCUGGAAAACUCCGGGCUGGCCAGCCGCAUCUACAUGAAGGCUGUGCUGAGGAUCUUGUUCCUGGACGGUGUCCCCCCCAAGUCUCCCCUGAACUCCUCUCUCUCAGUGCCGCUCCCACAGGGGGGAGAGGGAGUGGUGACAGAGGAGAGAGCUCCCGAGGGGACCAGCGUAGACCCGCCUCCCCGCGUGCCCCGCCCUGAAUACAGCUCUGCGGAUGACAGCUUCGCUACAGAGGGGGUGCUGCAUAUCCACCUGCUGGAAGCUCAGAACCUCAUUGCCAAGGAUAACUUCUUAAAGGGGAUGGUUAAAGGGAAGAGCGACCCGUACGUGGUGACCCGGGCCGGUGGUGUGACUUUCCGUAGUCAUGUGAUCAAGGAGAACCUCAACCCUCGCUGGAGUGAGCUGUACGAGGUGAUCAUGACAGAGGUGCAGGGACAGGAAGUGGAGUUUGAGCUGUUUGACAAGGAUGUGGAUGCGGAUGACUUCCUGGGGAGGUUAAAGAUUGGCCUGAGAGAGAUCAUUACCAACCAGUACACUGAUGAGUGGUUCACCCUGUCUGAUGUGAAGUCCGGUCAAAUUCACCUGAUUCUGGAGUGGCUGCCAAGAGUGGCUGACCCUAGCAAUCUACAGCAGGUCCUGCACACAAACAUGCUGGUUUCCUACCAGAACAAAGUCCAUCCCUCUGCUGCCAUUCUGUCUGUCUAUGUGGACCGUGCUCAUGCACUUCCUUUGAAGAAAAACCUGAAAGAGCCCAAGGCAGGAGCAGAGCUGUCUCUGGGAGGGGUAGUUCACAGAACCAAGGUGUGUGAGAUCUCUACUGCCCCCGUGUGGGAGGAGGCCUUCACUUUCCUGGUCAAGAACCCCUACGAGGACAUGCUGCUGGUCAAGCUCUCUCACUCCUGGGGUCUGCCUCUGGGCUCCCUGGUCGUCUCAAUGAAGGAGGUUCUGGCCGGAACGGACCUCACUGUUGACCGCUGGUUCCAGCUGGACGGAGCCGGACCCGAGAGUCAAGUCCUGCUGCGCGCCACACUCCGGAUUCUGGUGCCCAAGUCAACAGAUUGCUCAGUGCGAGAGGGGGUACCUGAAUUUAGGACAGCACUAGUUGCAGACAGCACCACCCCUGGAGAGAGCAUGGAACUGCUGGAGGAGCCCACCCCCGUCAAUAUCUCUAGCAAGGAGGAGUCUGGGACCAGUCAAGACCUGAGGCACAGACAGGUGUCUGCACAGAGUGCGAGUGAGCAGGUGGCAUCCCCUCUGGGUCAGGUGCGAUUAACCCUUUACUACCAGUCCCAGGAGAAGAGGCUGCUGGUGACGGUGCACUCCUGCAGGAAGCUGAAGGCCUGCUCGAAAGAUGGCUCCGACCCCUACGUGUCUCUGAUCCUGCUGCCGGACAAGAACCGACUGACCAAGAGGAAGACUGCGGUCAAGAAGAGGUCCCUGAACCCAGACUACAAUGACAAGUUUGAGUUCGACAUGGGGCUGGAGGAGGUUCAGAAGAGGAGGCUGGAGGUCUCUGUAAAGAACAGCGUCUCCUUCAUGUCACGAGAGAGGGAGCUCAUCGGGAAGGUCCUGAUUGACCUGUCGCAGGUUGAUUUGGUCUCUGGGGUCGGUAAAUGGUAUGAUCUGCAGGAAGAAGCCGCAUAACAGCCUUAGAAGUAUUCAGAAAACCACCCGUCCCAACCUCUGCAACGCCUUUUAACUGCUUCGGAGAAUAUACUAUAUAAUCAGAUUUUGUAUUUUAUUUGAUAUUAGGUUUUUACUUCACCACACUGUUUUGCUUUAAAUAGUGUCUUUUUUUAAAAUCUUGCCAUUCCAUUUUAUUGAGUUUUUAUAUCAAUAUAUUUGCCUUAGUAUUAUGUGCACUGAAUUGUACACUCAUUUAAGUUGUUUUUUUUAAUGAAGAAGUAAACGACUUUUUUUU